Xenopus laevis (African clawed frog) is the source of this 2414-nucleotide messenger RNA. RefSeq names its product TNF superfamily member 11 L homeolog (gene tnfsf11.L). The transcript has 5 exons. NCBI's taxonomy places the organism in Eukaryota, Metazoa, Chordata, Amphibia, Anura, Pipidae. Bases 77 to 949 code for a protein of 290 amino acids. The record is from RefSeq and is a predicted model, not a curated record.
ACUGAGGCGCAAGGUGCCAUUGUAAGUGUUGGCAAUCGGCGUGGGACACCUGCUCUCUCAGUGCUCCGGUGCGGGGAUGAGCCCCGGUGGGUACCUGCGUGGUGCCGCGGAGAUACAGGUGACUCCGGAGAGCGCAGAUCGGUCCCGUCCUGUGUCAAGGUCUGUGUUGGUCGCGCUGUUCACCUUGGCAGUGGCGCAAGUUGUUUGCACUCUUGGGCUGUUCCUGUACUUUAAAGCGCAGGGGGACCUAAGCCGAAUGCCUGAACUCAAUUGCUGGAAAGCAAUUGCAAAGAAGAGAGAACAUGGACAUGCAAAAGAUUCUUCUACGCAAGAUGACUUCAUGUUAUGUGAAGGAAUAAAGCAGGCAUUCAACACAGCAGUUGAAAAGGAACUGCAAGAAUUUCUUUCUGGCAAACAGUUCCAAGUGGGAAAUGCUAGAACUGAGGCAUGGUAUGGGUCGAGGAACAACAGCUGGCCAGUUGCUCAUCUUACUGUUGGGAAUAUUACGCCUAGUAACAGUGAACAGUCAAAGGUGAACCUUACUUUCUGGAAUAUCAGAGAAGGUUGGGCAAAUCUGAGAAACCUAAAGUACCAUAACGGAAAGCUGGAAAUCUUACAAGAUGGCUAUUACUUUGUAUAUGCAAAUCUGUGCUUUAGACACCAUAUACAUAAAGGAAAAGAAUACCGAGACAAGGCUCUGCAGCUUAUGAUGUACAUCUGUAAAGCAAACAAGAACAGGAGGCCUUAUGAAACGCUAAUGAAGGGAGGGAAAACUGCCAUUUGGUCAAAUAAUUCAGUCUAUCACUUUUAUUCUGUAUAUAAAGGAGGGGUUUUUAAGUUACAUGCUGGUGAUCAGAUAUUCAUCCAAGCUUCCUAUUUAGAACUGUUGGACCCAGCACAAGAAGCUACAUAUUUUGGGGCUUUCAAAAUCCUUAGCCUGGACAUUUAAUUAUUUUCAAAUUCCUGAUGCAGGACUAAAGGGAUCUGAAUGAAACUGUGAUGUUCUCCUCUUAGUUCAUUUACUGAAAGAGUGACAGUCACAGACUGAUAAAAGUAUAAUAGUAUUAUUUGCCUUACUGAUUGUAAAGGUUUGCUAACACUGUUGUUUUAAUUUAUCCUCUCUGGUCAGAUGAGAAAAAUUCAAAUAGUUUUAUUCAAUUUUUUUAUUGGUUGUUUUAUUUAAUUAACAAAAGAAUUACAUUUGAAGCAUGUACAGCUAUUCAAUUUAUUUAAUUUCAUACGUCUUCCAUGUACAGUUAUGGGACCUGUAAUCCAGAAUGCUGAUCAGGGGUUUUCUGGAUAAGGGAUCUUUCCGUAUUUGGAUCUCCAUACCUUAAGUCUACUAAAAAUAAUUUUAAUAUUAAUUAAACCCAACAGUUUUGUUUUGCCACCAAUAAGGAAUAAUUAUAUCUCAGGUGGAAUCAAGAACAAGGUAAUGUUUUAUUAUUACAGAGAAAAAGGAAAUCAUUUUUUUAAAAAGUCAUUAUUUUGAUUAUUUACAAUGGAGUCUAUGGGAGAUGGCCUUCCCGUAAUUCAGAGCUUCCUUGAUGAUGUUUUUCCUGAUAACGGAUCCCAUAUCUGUCUAUAUGAGAAGAAAUUGUUUAAUCAAAUUGGAUCUUAUUCAAACUAGUGCAAAUUUGCACCAGUUAGCCAUAGCAACCAUUGAAAUAUUUGUUUUCAUUUUAAGCUUAAAAUGUUUAAAAAUAUAGGCUUUAAAACGGCUAGUAUAAGUGCCUUGAAGAAUUGUGGUUUUGCCACAACUAUUUUAUUUAACAGCUUUAUUUAUGUAAUGUUAUGCGUUCUUUGUGCAGCUUCAAAUUCAGGUUGGUCCUAAGAUAUAUGAUGCCUUUAUGCAAUAUGUCUCCCUCUUAGGGCAAUAUGUAUUUAAGUGGAAGCACAGUAUUUGUAAUUCAAAAUGACUGCACCAUGUUAUAAAUUCAAAGCUAAGUAUAGAAUCUAUGGAUUUUUUUCUUUUCUUCUUUUUAUUAUAUGAAGCAAUCAUUCUGCCCCACACUCUAUUUUUCAUUCAUAACAUACCCUGUGUGAUCUGUGAGAGUGGUUGCUCCAUGAAAAAAAGAAACUUCCAUAGUAGAAUUGUUCAUAUAGGAAAUAGGAAUUUCCACCCAAAGUACUCAGUCUGUGCUUCUAUACAUAUUGAAUUUAUGGAGUCAUUCUAAUCGUAAAUUCACUUACAUCUAGUGGCAUAAGGGUCAGUCACUUAGGAGUCAACUGAAAGCUUCCUUAAAUUCACUUAUAUUUUCUACAUUCUGUGCCGAGAACCCUGUUAGAUAAUACAGAAUGGUACUACUCUUUAUAUUUUCUAUAUAAAGCUUUAUUUAUUCAUGCUGGCAUGAAUUUCCUAUCUAAAUGGCUGUCCUUUAAGGGCACCCUGCCUCAGUUGUUUUUUAACCUGC